Centruroides sculpturatus (bark scorpion) is the source of this 3755-nucleotide messenger RNA. RefSeq lists its product as uncharacterized. The record is from RefSeq and is a predicted model, not a curated record. Gene Ontology annotation, molecular function: glutathione gamma-glutamate hydrolase. Gene Ontology annotation, biological process: glutathione catabolic process. Gene Ontology annotation, cellular component: plasma membrane. Bases 75 to 3755 code for a protein of 1226 amino acids. The transcript has 21 exons. Lineage: Eukaryota; Metazoa; Arthropoda; Arachnida; Scorpiones; Buthidae.
UAAACAACCAAUGAGAGCGAACAGGUAUGUGACAUUGCUUGUCUGCGAAGUGAAGAUUGUAUUAUAUUAAAGACAUGGUUGAAAAACAACGAAGCCGUGUAACAAGUUACGAUGUUACCAAAAACGAAAUUAAAACCAACAAAUCAAAUAAAAACGAAGACGAACAAAUCGAAGAGAAUUUUAUAGAAUUUUUUAAAUGGAGACUUAAUUUCUCUAAACGUGGUAAAAUCUGUUUCGGAGUGUUGGCAUUUAUCGUAUUAUUACUAUUGUCCGGAUUUAUAAGUUAUUUUGUGCUGACGUGGAAUACGAAAACGUCAAAAGAGAGUGAUGAUGACACCUUCGAUCAACUGUAUAAACCUUCUAAUUCUGAGUUAGGUAUUUACGAGCGUGCAGCUAUAAGUACAGACACGAAACCAUGCGCAACAAUAGGGAAAGAUAUUCUAAAGAAAAAUGGUAAUGCAGUCGAAACAGCCAUCGCUACUUUAGUGUGUAUGGGUGCUGUAAAUAGUCACAGUAUGGGAUUAGGCGGUGGAUUUAUCAUGACUAUUUAUGAUAAGAAGGAAGACGAAGUAAAAGUGUUAGAUGCUAGAGAAGUAGCACCAGAAGCUGCAUCGGAAAACAUGUUUAAUGGAGAUCCCAUAAGUUCUCAGAUAGGUGGAUUAGCAGUUGCUGUUCCAGGAGAACUAUCAGGUUACGAAGCAGCAUACGAUAUAUAUAAAGGAAAUUUGACGUGGAAAGAAUUAUUUACACCAACCAUUGAAUUGUGUAGAAAAGGGUUUGAAGUCACUCGUCAUUUGGCAAUGGCUUUAGAAGAGACUCGUGAUAUUGUAUUAAAUGAAACGACUUUGAGGAAUGUUUAUUUUAAUAACGAAACAGGAGACCUGUAUAAAGAAGGGGAAAUAAUGAAAAGAUUAGAUCUAGCAGACACUUUGGAAAAAAUAGCAAAUUUCAAAUCUGAUGUUCUGUAUGGACGUGGAGAGACACAAAGAAAAUUUUUGGAAGAUAUCGCAAAACACGGAGGAAUUAUAACCGAAAAAGAUAUGCAAACGUAUUCGCCAGUUUGGAGGAGACCAACUAAAAUUUCACUAAAUAAUGGUUUUACAGUCUAUAGCGCACCACCCCCAGGAAGUGGAUCUUUAUUAUCUUACAUGCUCAAUGUUUUAGAUGGUUACAAUUUAACGAAAGAAGCCAACUGGAGAAACUUGGAUCAAAUUUCUUUAACGUUCCAUCGAGCAUUAGAAACAUUUAAAUUUGCAUACGCUCAAAGAAUGAAUCUAGAAGAGAAUGGUGACCAUUCCGUCAAACAGACUGUUAAAAAUUUACAAAGCAGAAGUUACGCCGAUGAAACUCGUGCAAAAAUCUACGAUACUAAAACUAUUCACGAUCCGGAAUAUUACGGAUUCAAACAAUACGUUAAAGAAGAUGGAGGAACUGGACAUUUGUCAGUUAUAUCACCGAAUGGAGAUGCUGUAUCGGUAACCAGCUCCAUUAAUUUAUAUUUUGGUUCGAAAUUUAUAUCUCCUUCAACUGGCAUUGUAUUGAACAAUCAAAUGGAUGAUUUUUCUCUUCCGAAUAUCACAAAUUAUUUUGGACUUCCACCCAGUGAGAGGAAUCGAAUUAAUCCAGGAAAAAGACCGAUGUCGUCUAUGAGUCCAACUAUUAUCCUAGACGACAAAGGAGAGACGUGGUUGGUUAUAGGAGGAAAUGGCGGAUCUCGAAUCACUAGUGGCAUAGCUUUAAUAGCAAUGCAAUUGUUAUGGUUAGACCAGGACGUUAAGAAAGCAAUAGAUAUGCCUCGAGUACAUCAUCAGUUAUUCCCAGAUCAUAUCAUUCACGAAAAAGUAUUUCCUAAAGAAAUUCUGAGAAAAUUACAAGAAUUGGGUCACGAAACCGAAGAGAACGUUGGAAGAAUGUCAGUCAUGAUGGCAAUUCAUCGAAGCAAAGAUGGUAAAUUACACGCUAACGCUGACUAUAGAAAAAAUGGUAAAACUGACGGUUUUUCCAUGCCAAUUACGUGCUACUCCGUACUUAGACUUUAUCCCGAUAAGGACUUUUCUGUGAGGCAACACUUGUACACGCCUUCCGACUCUAAAUUAGGAGUUUAUGAUAAUGCAGUAGUGUGUACGGACACGAAACCCUGUGCCGAAAUAGGAAAAAACAUACUGUUAAGAAAAGGCAACGCCGUGGAAGCAGCCAUUGCUACAUUAGUAUGUAUGGGUGCUGUAAAUUGUCAAAGUAUGGGCUUGGGUGGUGGAUUUCUCAUGACAAUUUACAAUAAGAGUAAAACAGUAAAGGUAUUGGAUUCCAGAGAAGUAGCACCUUCAAAUGCGACAGAAAAUAUGUUUGAAGGUUUUAUAGAUUCUGCUGAAGCUGUUUUACGUAUUAUUACAGAUGGAUUAGCAAUUGCUGUUCCGGGUGAAUUAGCAGGAUAUUACGAGGCAUACAAAGAAUCCAACAAAGUUCAUAAGACUGAUAUCUCGUGGGGAGACCUAUUUAGACCAACUAUUAAACUAUGCAGAGAAGGUUUCUCAGUAACACGACACAUGGCAAGAGCUUUGAAACUAUAUCGAGACAAUAUUAUAAACGAUGAAAGCUUAAGAAAACUUUUUUAUAAUAAGACAAGCGGAAAUAUUUACAAAGAAGGAGAAACAAUGUACAGACCCGAUUUGGCUAAAACGUUGGAAAUGAUAGCCAAUUCCAAUUCGGCAGAAGUAUUAUAUGGAAAGGGAGAAGUUCGAAAGAAAUUUGUUGAAGACAUCAGAAUUUAUGGAGGUAUCAUCACCGAAAACGACUUAGAAAAAUAUUCUCCACGCUGGAGAGAGCCAACAAAAAUAAAAUUGAGGAAUAAUUUUACAGUGUACAGCGCACCACUACCUGGAAGUGGAGCGCUAUUGUCUUACAUGCUUAACAUUUUGGAUGGUUUCAGCUUAAAUCAGCGCUCAAAUUGGAAAUUUCUGGAAGACAUUACUUCAACAUUUCAUUUGAUAUUGGAAACUUUUAAAUUUGCUUUUGCACAUAGAAGCAAACUGGAAGACAGUGAAAAUCCCGAAGUGUUACAACUUGUAGAACAGUUGUUGAACAAGAGUUUUGCUGAUGAAACCCGAUUAAAAAUUCGUAGAAAUGAAACCAUUCACGAUCCUAAAUAUUACGGGAUCGAACAAUUCAUGGAUGACGACUCCGGAACUGCGCACACGUCUGUUCUCGCUCCUAAUGGUGAUGCUGUGUCGGUUACAAGCAGUGUCAACGCAUAUUUUGGUUGUAAGCGUGUAUCUCCUAGCACGGGAAUUAUCUUAAACAAUCAAAUGGAUGACUUUUCUUUGCCGAAUAUUGUAAAUAUUUUCGGUAUUCCUCCCAGUAAGAGGAACAGGAUUCGACCGGGUAGAAGGCCUUUGUCUUCUAUGAGCCCAACUAUUGUUUUAGAUGAUAAAGGAAAAGUUUGGUUAAUCGUUGGUGGGAAUGGAGGAACACAGAUCACUACUGGAAUUGCUCUAGUAACGAUGCAAUUGUUAUGGUUGGAGAAAAAUGUUAAAGAAGCCAUUGACAUGCCAAGGAUACAUCAUCAGUUAUUACCGGAUUAUAUUUCGUACGAGAAGAAUUUCCCUAAAAUAAUUCUGGAUGAUUUGAAGAAAUUAAAACACAAAGUCAAAGAGAAAUAUGGGAAAAUGUCAAUUAUGAUGGCCGUUCAUCGCCGCAAUGAUGGAAAAUGGACUGCGAAUGCCGAUUACAGGAAAAAUGGUGAAAAUGAUGGGUUUUAG